UGAAACUGAACGUAUGGAAGUGGUUUCUACGGACGCCAGCACUGUGAUCUACCUCACGAUUUUGUUCUUUGUCAUCGGACUGAUUGGCGUGCUGGGUAACAUGCUGGUCAUAUUUGCGGUCAUAUGUAGCCGUAAGAUGAGGACCUCAAUGACCAACUUGCUCAUCACAAAUCUCGCCACAGCGGAUUUGAUUAUCAUGGCACUGGGCAUUCCGGAAAUCAUCCAGUUUAUGAUGAACAAGGGUUGGAGGUUGAGCGACCUAUCCUGUCGCAUAAACCGCUUCAUUCUUGUCACCAGCCUUUAUGGAUCAGUCCUGACGCUCAUUUCUCUCUGCGUUGAAAGAUACAUCGCCAUUAUUCAUCCAAUUAAAGCUCACAUUUUGUGCAACCGGUGGCGGAUUGUGUUCGUUCUCGGCUGUAUCUGGCCCUUUGCUUGGCUGGCCGGCCUGCCAACUCUCUUCUUCAACAAAGUGAUGCUCGGACAUCCGGAUGAACCCUUCUCUGCAAUAAAGUAUUGCGUUAUACAGUUCCCCUAUGACCAAGAUCUAUACUACCUGAUCUACAGAGUUGCGGAGUCCGUUUUAUUUUACUUCUUCCCGCUAACCGUCCAACUGAUAUUGUAUGCCUUUGUCAGCAAACAUCUGUUCCACGGCUCGGACAGGCUGCAUCGCACGUACACCGUUAGGGACCGCAAUGGCACAUCAAUGCAGAGAUAUUCAGAGGCAAUACAAGCUCGGAAAGGAGUUGUGAAAAUGCUGAUGGCAAGUGUUAUCGUGUAUUUCCUUAGUUACUCGCCGAAUCAGAUUUUACUUAUAUGGAAUAUAGCUAGACCGAAAUCAUUCCACGAAAAUUGGUCGUUUCACGUAUUCACGAUGAUCGUCGCGUACAUAAAUUCGGCGGCAAACCCCAUAUUGUACAGUAUUUUCAGUCAGAAUUUUCGAGAAUGCUUCAGAGACGUGUUGUGUAAAUGCUGCUCGAAGCAACCAGAGCAGCGAACAUUGAGAACAGCAAGUACUCCUAGCGCCUAUAACACGUAUACCACAUACAACACAUACGGUACGACGUCUCGCUACUUGCGCCACACGUCCAUGGCAUCAGCCGUCACUGAAGUUUAA
Dreissena polymorpha is the source of this 1114-nucleotide messenger RNA. Its product is annotated as neuropeptide receptor 15-like. Bases 14 to 1114 code for a protein of 366 amino acids. The transcript is spliced from 2 exons. Gene Ontology annotation, biological process: G protein-coupled receptor signaling pathway. Gene Ontology annotation, molecular function: G protein-coupled receptor activity. The record is from RefSeq and is a predicted model, not a curated record. Gene Ontology annotation, cellular component: plasma membrane. NCBI's taxonomy places the organism in Eukaryota, Metazoa, Mollusca, Bivalvia, Myida, Dreissenidae.